AUGAGCGCGCUGCCACAAAUAGGUUAUAGUGGCAAUCCUCAAUUCAUGUUUCGUAUGACUAUUGGAAGUAGCGGUAAGAAACGUAAACAAUCAGCUACAGUUAAGGAAGAAAAGAAGCAAACAACUGGAGAUAUUAAGUGCAUCAGUUGUGACUUAAAGGGUCAUUCUACUUCUCGUUCCAUCGAAUGGAAAAAUUGCCAAGGUCUAACCGCUUUGAAGGAAAGUUCUGAUGUAAUGUUUCGAAACAUGGUUAGGUCGGACGGUUUUACUGUAGACUUUCUGUUCAGCCGCAAAAAGAAAACAAAAGAAGACAUGACUAUUCAUAAUCACACCUUGCCUUUGGAAGAUUUUUCUUAUAACGAAGUACAAGACAAUUACAGACCCGCUUUCCUUGAUCCAGGGCGAAGAUCUGUCUUCACAGCGGCAAUCGGACUAGAUCAUAACAAACAUCAAGUACGGAGCUGCUUUACCAAGGAAUAUUAUCAUAUGACCGGAAGCACCAGAUACGCUGCAAAGCUGGAAAAGAAGAAAGCAGGCGCGCUUCAAAUGAUCGAAAGUGGCAUACCAACCGCCAAAACUUCUAACAUCGAACAAUAUGACCGUCAUGUACAAUAUAUAUUGAAGCACUUUGAAGCCUUGUUUUUUUUUUACGGCGAGAGAACUGCUGAAGACAGAUUUCGUUUAUACCAGGGUCAGGAGCGUGCUGGCAACAACAUGGUCAAUUUGCUUAUUAAUGGAACUACAAAAAAUAUUGAUAGAACUCAUGCUUUCUACAGCAAUUCCCUGAAGAACAAGUGGAAGCCUGAACCCUUUAGUGUAGGCGACACUAAAAAUAUCCCUUUGAUUGUAGUUGGUAAUGGCAUGUUCGGGAAAAGUGCAAUGCCCAUCAAAGGUCAUAAGACUGGUGUCGUGGGAGUCCUUUGGCGUGCCUUGAAGCGAAGAGAGGCUGCUGGCGAUUUACUGACGAUAACAAUUGAUGAAUACAAAACCUCUCGCAUAUGCAAUAAUUGUCAACAAUCUUGAAGCAUUGAAGACAGUUCCCGGCCAAAGUAUCCUUGCCUGCAAAACCUGUUCGAUACUUUGGAACCGGGACGUCAACGCUGCUAAAAACAUGUUGGCAAUUAGCGUCGACUGGAAGUCAACGGAAAGACCUGCUGAGUUUUCUAGAAAACCAAAAUCACCCACAACAACCAC
Molecule: messenger RNA, 1194 nt
Organism: Mycotypha africana
Lineage: Eukaryota; Fungi; Mucoromycota; Mucoromycetes; Mucorales; Mycotyphaceae
Exons: 4
Coding region: 1-1023 (340 amino acids)
Source: RefSeq, a predicted model, not a curated record